Babesia sp. Xinjiang is the source of this 465-nucleotide messenger RNA. RefSeq lists its product as uncharacterized. The transcript is spliced from 4 exons. Bases 1 to 465 code for a protein of 154 amino acids. The record is from RefSeq and is a predicted model, not a curated record. NCBI's taxonomy places the organism in Eukaryota, Apicomplexa, Aconoidasida, Piroplasmida, Babesiidae.
AUGGCUCCCAUAUACGAACAUGUAAUCUUUCCAGUACCCAUACCGGCUGCACCUGGCACAAUGCCGACGCUUCCUACCAACGAAGACAACGCCCUGGUGAUUGUUGAGACGAGCGAGCAUGAUGACGUCGACAACCUCGCUGAGGAAGAAGAGUUACUUAAGCAACCUGUGCCUGAAUCGGAGAUUGCUGAGGAACGAGAGGCGUUGCAGGAGGCUGGCAAGCUGCCACCUGGAGAUGGUGAAAUUACGCCACCACCUGAGACCGCAGACGAUGCAUAUUAUAAAGAGGGUAUAAAUGAAACUGGUCAGAUGUUUGGCGAUGCUACGCGUAUAGUGGAGAACGAUGGCGGCAAUGCCGAAGAUGAUGAUGAUGCUAAAUUGGAACAAGAAUUGAUAAAUCAUUUGGAGACGCUGGAUGCGUUGCCUACUCUGGAUACUGAGUCGUUCAUCAAACCGGCGGCGUGA